Mercenaria mercenaria is the source of this 1463-nucleotide messenger RNA. RefSeq lists its product as uncharacterized. NCBI's taxonomy places the organism in Eukaryota, Metazoa, Mollusca, Bivalvia, Venerida, Veneridae. The transcript is spliced from 2 exons. The annotation marks the transcript as partial. The record is from RefSeq and is a predicted model, not a curated record.
AUCCUGUGAAGGCGUAGAAUAUAUCCCGAACAUUGACAAAGGACUUCUCAAGACAAAGGACAAGGACAAAACUAAAACAUCUUUGGAAAAAGUAAAAGAUGAUUUGCAGAAUCUGAAGUCCAAAAUGCAAAAUGAAUUGAAGAAGUUGAAUGUGCAACGAGACGGUAUACUGGAUGACAUACAUGUGUUUAAGAAACGCAUUAUAGCCACACUUGAAGAGUUGGAGAAAAAAUCAAUAACAGAUGUACAGGACAAGCAUAAAGAGAUUACAGACAAAAUAACUUCUAGCAGCAAGAAAAUCGAUGAUAUACUGAAAGAUGUGUCACAGCAACUUGACAAGCUUAAACAAUUUAGAAGUAACAAUGAAGCUCAGCUUUUUGUAGAGAUUAAGGUUGGUGAAGAGAAGAUUUCAGAGGGAAAUGAUUGUGUCAGACAAGUUGCUGCCAAAAGUAUGGAAACUCUGGUUUUUGAGGUGAACAGAAGAGUAGAGACUUGUCUAAGUGAGGUACAGACGAUUGGUAAACUAACCGUUAGGGCUUCAGACGACAAUGUUGGUCUUAAAAAAUUUUCAUCAUAUAAAGAAAAGAAACAUAGUGAUGAUUUGCCUCCGGUACCUCAAGAUAGAAACGAACCAUUAAAAUGUAAAAAGUGUGGGAUGACAUAUUUGAACACUACGUUUUUAAAGAUGCAUAAAGUGAUGAGUGGAUGCUAUUAAAAAGAAACCAUCAUACUAUAAUAGACAUUCAUGACUAUAAAUAUGUUAUGAUAACUUCUGUCACUCGUCAUCUUCUAUUUCAAAGCAUAUAUACUAAACUUGAAAAUAUAUCUUUUGACGAUAACCUUAUCGAAAAACUAACAGUAAUCAACUGUAUUGUUCUUUCAAGUUUGAAUGCAAUGAUUUCAGGUUAUAUCUUAGCUUCGUUUUCAGUUUGUAGAAAUCCUUGCACUUGUCGUUCUAUUGUUUUCACCUUUGAAAUGCUUUCUUUUUGCCUGACGAAACCCAUGAUCUUAUCCAAUGAAAGUAUGGUCUUCUUGAUGGAUUUCUCCACAAGACUACAAUGUCAUUUCCACUGUAUGCCCCUCCCAUACCAUCUUAUAAUAUGCUAGAUAGGCAAACACCUGUCCUAAAGGCCAUGUUCACAUUUACAUGAACGUAAAAAUUUUGAAAAACGAUACAAGAUUUUCACGCCCCAAAGUAUAGGCAGUCAGAUUAGUAGAACUUCACCUUAAAAACUUGUUCGUAUUAUCUUUGAUAUACACUGUAAACCGUGUUCAGAACUGUCGAGAAACAAUGAACAUUUAAUCAUUCAUUUCCUUCCUAAUUAUACAUGUUGAGUGCAUUAAAAUCUAUAAGAAGAUCCUUUUUUAAAGUAUUGAAGGUGAAUAAGCAAAAUAGUAGCAGACUCAGGUUUGAGUGUUCAUUUAUUAUAUUAUAUUAUAUUAUAUUAUAUUAUAUUAUAUUA